Chaetura pelagica (chimney swift) is the source of this 3222-nucleotide messenger RNA. It is a transcript of the gene EMILIN2, whose product is annotated as elastin microfibril interfacer 2. Lineage: Eukaryota; Metazoa; Chordata; Aves; Apodiformes; Apodidae. The record is from RefSeq and is a predicted model, not a curated record. Bases 1 to 3138 code for a protein of 1045 amino acids. The transcript is spliced from 8 exons. Gene Ontology annotation, molecular function: protein binding.
AUGCGGGCUUUCUUGCUUGAUGUUAAGCGCCGUGCGCCUGAACUGAGGCAGACAAAGAAGAGGGACGUUUUCUGGCUUUCUGUCUUUGCUGCAGAACUGACAAAUGGGACUUCACCAUAUGAGGUGGUAAAUCAAAUAGAAAAAGAAUUAGAUGAUGAGGAACCUCUGGAAAUCAUAUACCGAACAAGUUUCAGACCUCGGUACACAGUUGCAUAUAAGACAGUAACAGAGCUGGAAUGGAGAUGUUGUCCUGGGUACAAAGGGGAAGACUGCAGAGAAGGCCCAGCAGAAAAGCCCAACAAUGCUCGUCGGCCAACACCACCAGCAAAAGCUGUUGUGAAGAAAGGCUUGGAUGCAGAGCCAACAGAAGUUCCGGAACCUUCUCCCUAUGAGAAGAAAAUGCAGUUUCUUGAGGAUGAAUUGUUUAGACUUACGCGGUCGGUGCUUGAACUUCAGUCUUCUGUGGCAGGUGUGAAUGAAAACUUAAAGCUCACUGUCCAAGAAGAUGCCAGUAAGGUGUUGGUCACUUGGCUGAAUAACCUUUAUGACCGCCCAGAGCCUGAUAGUGCAGUUGGUGGUGAAACGGACACUAUUCAUCUGCCUGGACUCCUCAGCAAUAAAGAUCAAAAAGACCCUUUUAUUGAUUUUGAAAUGGAAGAUAUAAAGUCUGAGCUAGCUGAGGUCAAAGAAGCCUUGAAGAUGAGGAAUGAUGAGCUGGAGGAACUGAAUGGAAAAGUAAAAGGCUAUGAAGGACAAUUGAAACAACUGCAGGAGGCAGCACAAGGACCUACAAUAACAAUGCCUAGUGACAAUAUAUAUCAGGCAUAUAUAGACUCAAAAUUUGAGUCCCUCAGACAGGAAUUACUGGAAGGAUUUGAAAAGAAAAUGGCAGAUCUGAAGAAUUCCUGUGAAUACAAACUACAAGAUAUCCAGCAUCAGUGUGACGACAAUGAAAACAACUGUUUAGGAAUAAUUGACGUUAUAAGAGGAAAAGAGAAUGAUUUGAGGAAAGAAAUAAAUACUCUUCGAACUCAGAUUCCAUCAAACAAGUCCAGUUGUUGCAAGGAGAGCGAGAGAAGUUACUUUGACCAACAGAUAAAAGACUUAGAUAAGAAGAUUGACAGAGUUGCAGAAGCACACAGGAUCUUGAACGUCAGAAUAGAUAAUGAAAUCAGUCGAUUGUCAACUCCAGACCUAGAAGACAUGUUUGGUGAGAGGUUUGAGGAGCUCGAUGCGAGGAUGAAUACUACGGAGCGAAAUGCUGAAGAGCAUUGCUUUUACGUUGAGGAAACUCUCCGUGGGGCAAUAGCUGCUGAGGCAGAUGAACUGAGACACUUGUUUGACCAAAAGCUCCGGGCACUAGAAGAUAGGCUGGGUGGCACUAUUUUAGAGAUUGCCAAUACCACAGACCCAGAUGGAAUGUUUAUUAAUCCUGGGCCCAUCUUGCCCAGUGACGCAGGAUUGGCAAAUGAGCAAUUUACAGCAGAGAUGAACUUCCUGAAGAACAAACUACUGUCGCUUGAACACCUCUGUGGGCAGAAAUGUCAGUCUGCACCACAAGGUACAGAGGACCUUCAGAAAGAGCUAGAAAACUGUAACAACAGAUACAAUCACUUGCUUUUGAAAACAGAGAACAACUCGGUUCUCCUGCAAUCUCUAAAUAGCUCUCUUAAUGACAAACUCAACUUAAUUAAGGGUAACCAGCGUGACAUCCAGAAAAUGCAAAGAGACGUACGUGUAUUCCGGUAUAGUCUAAAUGUCAUGGAUAAAGAUAUGAAGAAUCUUCAAGAUGGCUUGAGCAGCUGCAAGGAGCAGCUUCUGGGUGUCAAUUCUACCUGUAGAAAAACACAGCGAGGUGUCUUCAGAAAAAUCGAUCAAAUGCAGAGGACAUUUGCAAACCAAACUGCUCAUUCCAGUGAUAAUUGCUGUGGUGAAGUGAAGGAGAGACUAGAACAAUUGAAUGACCAUAUCCUGAAUGAUCUUAGUAAGUGCAAAGAAAAUACCCAGGGUAUCCAGGAGGGUGUUUCAGAUGUUGAGAGCAGGGUCUCACGUGUUGAAAAAGUUUGUGGCAAGCUGGACUCUGUUUCAGGUAGCUUGCAGAAGAUAAAAGAAGGUCUGAAUAAGCAUGUGAGCAGCUUAUGGAACUGCAUUCGUGAAAUGAAUGGAACUAUAGCCUCUCACUCCACUGACAUUUCUGGCCUCAAAAAUUCCAUCCAACAGUUUAAUAGUCAGGUCUCCAAAAUCACCACAGACAUUGAAAGCGUGCUGAAAUCUCAGCCUGACACAAGGCACUCAGAGGUACCACAGCAGCCAUUGCCACCAAGACCACCUCUGCACCGCCAGCCUGGCAUAUCGCUGCUUCUGCCAUCAAGGCCGAGGAUCCAACCUCCACAGCAGAGGAUCCCCCUCCAGCCACCGCAGCCGAGACCUCUUCCGCGCCCGGCGCUGCCAGGGUCAGGAGUUGUGCCUUUCCUGCCUGGAACAACUGGUGUCAUCCUGGAGACUGGAGAGGCAGGGCCUCCUGGCACUGUUUUAAUGUCAGGCAGAGGGCGGCUUAGGAGUGUGGAUGGCCAGGCUGGUCAAAGUACUAUGCCCAUUGCUGAAGGAUAUGCUGGAGCACCAGGUUAUCCAGAGUUACCUCCUCCUACCGCAGACUCACAAGGACCUGCUGCUGCUCCUGCGCCCUCCCUGGUGUCCUUUUCUGCUGGGCUCACACGGAAGCCUUUCUCCAGUGAUGUCGGCGUGGUUCACUUUAAUAAAGUGCUUGUGAACGACGGGGACUAUUAUAACCCAAAUACAGGCAUUUUCACAUCACCGUAUGAAGGGCGCUACCUGAUCACUGCUGUGCUGGCCCCGGAGAGGGAUGAGUACGUGGAAGCAGUGCUGUCCGUCUCCAACGCCAGCGUUGCUCAGCUCCACACGGCUGGCUACAGACGGGAACUGCUGGAGUAUCACAAACCCUACUCAGGGAAACAGACCUGUGGUGGUCCUGGGACGUUCCACCUCGUUCUUCACCUCAAAGCAGGAGAUGAAGUCAAUGUUGUUGUAACGGGAGGCAAACUGGCCUACACAGACUCUGACGAAAUGUACUCCACGUUUAGUGGAGUUCUCCUUUAUCCUUCCAUUUCUCAUGUUUAGGUGUACCUUGGACAGGAGAGAAGCGUAAGAUAUUCAGAAAAAAUUAAGUGUAAUAAAAUUCAAAGCUUUAAUAUAUUCAGUUUA